AUGGCUUAUAUUCAGAUUGUCAUUGUCGGUGCUGGAAUUGCGGGUCUGGCCACAGCCAUCAGUAUAUCCCAGAAGGCGAAGCACGAAAUCCUCAUUCUCGAGAGCAGCCCUGUCCUGACCGAAGCUGGAGCGGGCGUCCAAAUCAAUGCAAGCGCUUCACGCCUGCUCAGCAACUGGGGUUUGAAAGAGCAUUUUGAGGCCGUAGCCACCCGCCCAGACUUCCUUGAGAUCAGACGGUACGCCGACAACGAAUUGCUAGGUCUGAUCCCUUCCAACGUCAAACGUUAUUCGGAGCGAGUGAGGGGCUCUCCACAUUGGCUCGUUCACCGAGUCGAUUAUCAGAGGAUCCUUGCCGAUGCCGCUAUAGCGAACGGGGUCAAGAUUCGGUUCGGGCAAAAGGUCGCAAACAUAGACAUCGAAAAUGUCAAGAUCAUGCUAGCAGAUGGAAGCACCGUGAGGGCCGAUUUGAUUAUUGGUGCCGAUGGCAUCCAUUCAAGGGUGCGACGAUCUAUACCCGCGCUGACAGAAUACGUCCCAAGGAAAACAGAGAACUUCUGUUACCGCGCAUUGAUUCCACGUGAGAAUAUGAUGCACAAUGCCGCGACCCGCAGUUUGAUUGACAUUCGGAAUCAGCAGGCGUGGGCUGGUCAGGACACGCAUAUCGUUGCGUACCCGAUAGCUAACGGCAAACUCUACAAUAUGGUGAUGAUGGUCCCUAACCAGGGAGAAGCACCUUUGGCAAAGUACAACGAGCCAGGCGACGUCGUUGAAAUGCGGAAAGUAUUCAAGGAUUACAACGACACAGUUAAAGCAGUGUUGGACGCUGUGGACAGCUGCGCGAAGUGGACAAUUGCAGAGCUACCUCCAUUACCUACCUGGUCAAGUGAGAAUGGACGGGUUGUCCUUGUGGGAGAUGCCUGCCACGCCAUGUCACCACAUGCUGCAUCUGGCGCUACGGCCUCACUGGAAGACGCCGAAAUCCUGGGUCUAUGCCUGGCGACUUGGCAGAAUGUCGAAGACCUACCAAGGGCAUCAACAGAGUACGAACACCUUCGCAAACCCCGUUGUGAACGAGUCCAGGAAAUCUCCCGCGAGAAUGGGACGACGUUCUCAAUGCCGGACGGGCCCGCCCAACGCGCAAGAGAUCAAGCAUUCCGGGCUCAAAGGAUCGCCUUGGAGAAACAGCUGGCAGAAGAUGCACCGUUGGUGGUUCCAGAGGAAGACAUGACCAAACAAUAUCCACAUCCAUCGGUUGUGCAAUGGCUUGUUGGGCACAAUAUCACGGAAGAAGCACAGGCGUAUCUACGACGGCGAUCUUGA
This is a messenger RNA of Cladophialophora yegresii CBS 114405, 1320 nucleotides long. RefSeq lists its product as uncharacterized. Gene Ontology annotation, biological process: secondary metabolite biosynthetic process. NCBI's taxonomy places the organism in Eukaryota, Fungi, Ascomycota, Eurotiomycetes, Chaetothyriales, Herpotrichiellaceae. The transcript has a single exon. Gene Ontology annotation, molecular function: FAD binding; monooxygenase activity. Bases 1 to 1320 code for a protein of 439 amino acids. The record is from RefSeq and is a predicted model, not a curated record.